Elaeis guineensis (African oil palm) is the source of this 2211-nucleotide messenger RNA. Its product is annotated as DNA-repair protein XRCC1. Gene Ontology annotation, biological process: single strand break repair; base-excision repair; double-strand break repair via nonhomologous end joining. Gene Ontology annotation, molecular function: damaged DNA binding. The record is from RefSeq and is a predicted model, not a curated record. Lineage: Eukaryota; Viridiplantae; Streptophyta; Magnoliopsida; Arecales; Arecaceae.
UAGCUCUCAAAAAGGAUGGCUUGAAGCCGAUCGGAACACCUCUCUCCAACGUUCAAAUCGCUGCCUGCUAGGGUUUCUUGAAACCUUUUUUCAAUUCUUUUUGUCCAAAUCAAGCGGCAUAUUUGUGUAAUCUCUCGCCAUUUCCCCAUUUUCUUUUCUUUUUAUUUCGUAAUAAAUUUCCCCUUUUUCAUGUAUCAUUAAAAUCGCAAGGAUCCCUUCUUCUCAUCCCGAGCUAGAAUCAAAUUGCAGUUCCUACAAGCCAGGAGAGAUCUUGAAAAAGUGCCGAUAUAUCUGCCCUAGCAUUUGCAACAUCAUGAAAGGAAGAUAAGAAAGAUCAUUUUGCAGGGAGGACCAUCAUCUUCUUCCUACUUAAGGCAAAGAGAUAUCUUCCUUCUUCGAUGAGUUCUAAAGAUAAGGGGAACAAAUCCUGCAGAAAGAAGCAGGUUGCUGCCUCUAAAGAGGUGAAAAAACAAUCUAAGGAAGGUGGCAGUACCUCCUCAAAUGAAACUGCUCAAAACAAUUUGAACUUCUCAAAGCUUCUGGAUGGGGUGGUUUUGGUUCUGUCAGGGUUCGUUAACCCUGAGCGGAGCACAUUGCGUUCACAGGCAUUAGAGAUGGGAGCAGAAUAUCGAGCUGAUUGGACUUCAGAUUGCACCCUUCUUGUUUGUGCAUUUCCUAAUACUCCUAAAUUUAGACAAGUCGGAGCUGAUUGUGGCACUAUAGUCUCAAAGGAAUGGAUAUCUGAUUGUUAUCAGCAGAAGCAGCUUGUCGACAUUGAGUGUUAUCUUAUGCAUGCUGGAAGACCAUGGAGAAAAUGCAGCAGGCAAAUUGAGAAUAGCCAAGAGAAGAAAAAUGCCCUACCUGAUGAACCUCUAAAGCAAGUUGAAACAAGAUCACAUGCAAGGCUGACUGGAUUUGCUGUAUCUGAGGAAGGAGUUCCUAAUAUUUUUAAAGAUCAUUUCUCUCGUGCCAAAAUCAAAAAGUGGGCUAUUGAUGAUUUGAAUAAAACAAUUUCAUGGCUGGAGAGUCAAGAAGAAAAGCCAGAGCUAAAUGAAGUAAAGACUAUAGCUGCAGAAGGGAUUGUCACUUGUUUGCAAGAUGCCAUAGAAUCUCUUAGGAACAACCAGGAUGUUCAGCAUGUGGUUGAGCAGUGGAAGUUUGUCCCUCGUGUUGUCAAAGAGCUGGCUGAAUUUGAGGGGAGGAGGAGAAGGGGAUCACUUUCAAAGGAAGAGCUCUCUGAAUUGGUCAUCACAUGUAAGAAAAUCUACGAAGAUGAGUUUGACCAUUUAGAUGAUUCCCUUGUAAAAAUUAAGAAGCGCAAAACUGAUGCUGAUGAGGAAGACAGUAAGGAUAUGCAAAUCAAAUGCUAUGAUGCAGGGUCUGACAGUGAUCAAACUAUUGAAAUGACAGAAGAAGAAAUAGAUCUUGCCUGCAAAAAUCUUUCUGAGAAUUAUGAAUGGUAAGAGAAGUUGUGGAAAACAGUUAUUUUCUGCAAGGAUCGAGCUAGCCGUAACUCUUUGUUUGUAUUUUUCUGUAUGCUGUUUUACUUUAUUGAACUGAGUCGCCAUUUUCUGUCGCAAAGAAGGGGGAAGUCUUGUCCUUGUUGCCAUUAUGAGUUCUUUGCAAUCAGGCUGUUGCAGCCCAAUAGAUUUUGACAACACUGUAGGUGAUGGCUUGCUUUUUUCAGAAAAAAAAAGAAGUCUUUCUAUUCCCUCCAGGGCAAUUGCCUGAUUUGUUUUCAACAUAUUAUAUGGCCGUCAAUUUCUAGGCUGUCAGGCCACAAUUGGGACAGGUUGUCACGUGCUUGGUGUUAUGCUUAAUCAUUUGCCUUUCUACUUAUCAUUGUUCGUGUCUGAAAUACAGAUUGGGUUGGAUUUAGUGCGAAAGCUGACAUAGAUUGAAUCUGAUAUCAGAAAGGGAGUUCUAUUUUCUGCAGCAUAUGAAAGCUUUUGAGUUGUACCAAGGUGACGCAAAUGGAAUCUAGCAUCCGGGGGGGAGUGCUAUUCUCUGCUGCAUAUGGAAGGUUUUUAGUUGAACCAAUCAGAUUAUGAAGCUGACUAGUUGUUGGGAAUGUUCUAAUUUCCACUUUAAAGGCUUUGCGGGAAACAAUGACCAUUACAUCAUUAUGACGGUUAUAGCAGUUUAGAAAAAUCUUUUGUUAACUACUGUGUGAUGAAUAUUUGUAAUGAGCAAUGAAACAACAUCAAGUUA